This is a messenger RNA of Funneliformis geosporum, 1041 nucleotides long. Lineage: Eukaryota; Fungi; Glomeromycota; Glomeromycetes; Glomerales; Glomeraceae. The record is from the annotation of a GenBank genome assembly.
AUGACGAAUGAAUUAGUUAACCAAGUUUCUACUGAAAAGAAUUAUAAAAAGAAGUAUGUACUUUCUAAACCUGUAAGCGACAAUAAUGAAUCUCAAUCCAACGAAAGUCAUAGUACCGUUACAAAUGAAACUAAACCUAAAAAAAUGUCUGUGGGACUAGAAACGUUUCUUAAUGAUUAUAAUAAAUACAAAUAUUGGUAUAUCGGUAUUAUUAUUUUAUUAAUCGCACUUGCGCUCGUACCUGGUCCAGACGAUUCUUCAGGUUUUUUCAGGAAACUUUCUGAAACGAUAACCGGGAUCUCUCGUGACAUUGACCGUGUCCAUCUUCCAGCCACAAACAAAGUUAUGGACCAUGUUGUAGCAUGCCGUAGAGCUGCGAAUAUGAUUCGAAGUAGUCCGGCAUUUACAAAAUAUGGUGUCCAAAUAUCAUCAGGCCUUAUUAGCUUUGGAGAGAAAAUAGUUUUUGCCGGUCGAGAAUUAAGAAACAUGUAUAGCAAAGGUUCGUCGUUAUAUGAAUCAUUUGAUAUAGAAAUUGAUGCGAUGAUGCAACGAUUAAAUUUAAAUGCACGACAAGGUGAUUCUAGAUAUUUUAAGGACAGGUUGAAUAAUUUAAUCAUAAAGGUAGGAGAAUAUAGGAAUGUAGUUGAUAAAACCCUAAUGGCUGUUAAAAACGCUGAAGAUUCUAGACAUUCCACUGAAGGUUAUAUCAUAACCGGAAUGAGAGAAGCCGAAAAAUUUGUUACUAAAAGCCGUGAACAUAGUGUUGAUAUUGCUAGAGCUCAUAAAGAACUUGAGGCGGUUAAUGAAGUUUUGAUUCAUUUAAAAUAUACUGCUGGUAAUUUAAUGAAAAUGAGAGAAAUUUUAGAGGCUUAUGAGGAUAGAAUUUUAGACCUUGCGUCUAGUCUUGAUAAACCUGGUAAAGAUGAUGACUUUGGCAUAUUUGACGUCACGAAGAAGGAUCUUAAUUAUUUAAGUACUGCUGUUAAUCAGUUAAAAGGUUAUCAUCAUAGCUUUAAUAAGAAAGCUAGAAUCUCCAAUUAG